Molecule: messenger RNA, 1440 nt
Organism: Sugiyamaella lignohabitans
Lineage: Eukaryota; Fungi; Ascomycota; Dipodascomycetes; Dipodascales; Trichomonascaceae
Gene: CLN3
Product: cyclin CLN3
Exons: 1
Coding region: 1-1440 (479 amino acids)
Biological process (GO): mitotic cell cycle phase transition; regulation of cyclin-dependent protein serine/threonine kinase activity
Cellular component (GO): cyclin-dependent protein kinase holoenzyme complex; centrosome; cytoplasm
Molecular function (GO): cyclin-dependent protein serine/threonine kinase regulator activity
Source: RefSeq, a predicted model, not a curated record
AUGUCUCUGUCUACUUCCCCCACUGACGAGUACAAAGAUGACAUUCUUCGUCAUAUGUCGUGUAUGCAAAGAACCACCUGGUGCGAUCCUAACAUGAUUGACCUCCAGCCUGAACUGGAAUGGCAUAUGAGACCGUAUCUGUUAGAUUUCCUUGUGGAAUCCCACUUUGGCCUGGAGCUGAGUGCGCAGACCCUGUUUCUGGCCGUCAACAUCAUCGACCGCUACAGUUCUAAACGUAUCAUCUACAAACGUCACUAUCAAUUGGUUGGCUGUACUGCUUUGUGGAUCGCCUCAAAGUACCAAGACAAAAAAGACCGAGUGCCUACUCUGCAAGAGUUGAAGAUGCUUUGUUGUGGAGCCUAUGAAUCUCACAUGUUUGUACAAAUGGAGUCUCAUAUCCUCAGUACUUUGGAAUGGACUAUUGGCCAUCCUACCUGCGACUUGUAUAUUGAUAUCAACAUUGACGAUAUCAUCAAUCAAGGUUACAAGUACUCGAGUCAGGAUGUCGAGAUUAUUCGCAAUUUGGCCUUGUUUGCAUGUGAACUGGCAAUGUUUCACAAGUCGCUGUUGGUGUAUUCAUCGGCUACUAUUGCUACUGCUGCUGUUGCAUUAGCUCAUUGGAUCUGGUCUUAUAGCCGGUGCUAUAACACCCCUCCUUAUAUUUGUUCGGGUAUUCCAUAUCAUGGACCAGCCCCAAAUACUGCUGGUGUUGGCGACUCUUCAACUGACUCGUGCCUUCAACUCUUGACUAGUUGUCUUGCAUAUCCUUCCAACUGUCUGGAGAGAAAGUAUUCUAGAAGUCGUUACUGUCGUGUUUAUCAGUAUGCUUUUGACUUUUGUCAACGAUCUAAGAAUGCUGAUGCUGUUGCUACUCCUGCCACCACUGUCAGUGGUUCGGCCAGUAUUGCUAAUGGCUUGGCUACUCCUUGUGCAUCUACAGUUGCUACUCCUACCACGACCAGUUCGGUUGCUGACGACCUUCCUCCAUCUCCAUUGUCGGUCAACACUGCCAGCUCAGUCACUAGCUACGGUACUGGCACUAGCUACACCUUUUCACAGCCCCAGCAUCAACAUCAUCAACUUCAACAACAUCAACAGCAUUCUAGACCUCAGCCACAAUCACAACAAAUUCAAAUGUCAGUGCAAGUGCAAAUUCAAACAUCCAAUGCAUCACACGUUUCACACGUCUCUCACGUCUCUAACGUCUCAUCGCAUGCCUCAUCUUCACAACCGUCGCAUGCCUCGACCAUGUCGCACCAUCAGCAUUGUCAUCCUACCACAGGCACUAACUUGCCUUAUGCCUAUGCUACUGGUUUAGCAGGCAAGGACCGCUCCGGUGUACAACAGGCUACUGUCUACUACGACGAACAUCCCAGUGGAUACAUGACUCCUCCCUUUACCCCUGAAGAAGGUUACAGUCAUACUCAGUAUCUGGCUUAA